AUGGCAAAUGGCACAAAGACUUGGCUAUCGAGAGAAGGUUUCACAGCAGACGUGCUGGGCACCCUCAUCUCCCGCACCCUGCUAGACCCAUGGAAGAUAAUCCCUCUCUUUGCCUUGACGAAAUACACAAGCAAAGGCCAAGCCUUCCUCAAAUUACAUCCACAGCUCCACAGAGCCCUACGCCAUUUAGCAGCCCUCGCGCUUCUCACCCGCCUAAGCACCUGGCUAAAUAGACGCAUCCUCAACAACGCACUGACCGACCAUUACGACUGGAACAAAGAGAUCGUCGUCCUAACCGGAGGCAGCAAUGGCAUAGGUCUCCAAAUCGCGCACCUCCUCGGCUCGCGCGACAUUAAAGUCGCUAUCCUAGACAUCACUCCUCCGCAACCCCCGCUGCCCAACAGCAUCCGUUUCUACGAAUGUGACAUCACCUCAGCAGCAGCCAUAAAAGAUGCGGCGAGCAAGAUCCGCGCCUCCUUUGGCCGCCCCACAAUCCUAAUCAACAACGCAGGCAUCUGCACGGGCAAAACCAUCCUCAAUUCCACGCCCGCGCAAACCCGCCGCAUGUUCGAGGUAAACACCUUCUCGCACUACGCCCUCGCCCAGGAAUUUCUACCAGACAUGAUCACCGCCAACCACGGCAUGGUGGUCACUAUCGCCUCGCAGGCGGGCUACACGGUGACACCGAGUAUGGUAGAUUACAGUGCGUCGAAGGCCGCGGCGAUUGCAUUCCACGAGGGACUGGCGGCGGAGCUGGUGACGCGGUACUCGGCGCCUCGGGUGCGGACUUUGCUUGUUACGCAGGGGUUUACGAAGACGGCGUUCAUUCGGAAUCUUACGCCUGAAGAUACGUGGUUUAAUCCGUUGUUGGAGGCGGAGAGUGUGGCGGAGGGGGUUGUUGGGGGUGUUUUGAAGGGGGAGAGUGGGGUUGUGGUUUUGCCGGGGUCGGCGGGUUGGGUCGCUACGAGGUUUAGGGGGUUGCCGGGUUGGGUGCAGCAUUUGGUGAGGUGUCGGUUGGAGAGGUUGAUGAGGACUGAGUAG
Messenger RNA from Penicillium soppii, 1041 nucleotides. RefSeq names its product short chain dehydrogenase/reductase family protein. Gene Ontology annotation, molecular function: oxidoreductase activity, acting on the CH-OH group of donors, NAD or NADP as acceptor. The record is from RefSeq and is a predicted model, not a curated record. The transcript has 2 exons. The coding region runs from base 1 to 1041 and encodes 346 amino acids. NCBI's taxonomy places the organism in Eukaryota, Fungi, Ascomycota, Eurotiomycetes, Eurotiales, Aspergillaceae.